AUGAAAAGCCUUCUGCCCAGAGCCAUUGGUGAUUUUUCAAAACGAGAAUAUUGGGAGAAAUUUUUUCAAACUCGUCAAAGCGCUUUCGAAUGGUACGGUGAUUUCCUGCAACACAGCGAAUUUUUUUCCAAAUAUGUAAAAAAAUCUGACCGCGUUCUCAUUGUCGGCUGCGGUAAUUCGGACCUCGGUUUAAUGCUCUUCGACAAAUUAGGUGUUACAAAUAUCACCAACAUAGACAUAAGCGAUACGACUAUCCAUCAAAUGCGAGAGAAGCACUGUACACACAAUACUAGGCCGGGUCUCACGUACGAAUGUAUGGACGUUUUCACCCUCGAGGAUCGUAUUAAGUCGGGAGAACUGCAACCAUUCUCUUGCGUCCUCGACAAAGGCACUCUGGAUGCUAUUCACUCGGGCGAAAAUUCCGAAUUAAACGCUCUUGAGAUGUUCAAAAAUAUUGAUUGUUCUCUUAAAUUGAUGGGGCGUUACGUGAUCCUCACACUGGCACAAGAGCACAUUAUUCAGAGUAUUUGCAAUUAUUUUGUGCAUGGGUAA
Messenger RNA from Echinostoma caproni, 552 nucleotides. The record is from the annotation of a GenBank genome assembly. NCBI's taxonomy places the organism in Eukaryota, Metazoa, Platyhelminthes, Trematoda, Plagiorchiida, Echinostomatidae.